Messenger RNA from Mya arenaria, 3128 nucleotides. RefSeq lists its product as uncharacterized. Gene Ontology annotation, biological process: positive regulation of DNA-templated transcription. The transcript is spliced from 3 exons. The record is from RefSeq and is a predicted model, not a curated record. Lineage: Eukaryota; Metazoa; Mollusca; Bivalvia; Myida; Myidae. Gene Ontology annotation, cellular component: chromatin; nucleoplasm. Gene Ontology annotation, molecular function: ubiquitin-protein transferase activity; zinc ion binding. Bases 141 to 2594 code for a protein of 817 amino acids.
GUCUUUGUCGAUAACGAAAUCGGGACACAAACUUUGCAUAAGUUAAAGUGUUCGGAUAGGGCACGACUUUUCUAUGUAACCGCACAACUAGAUUUUCUACAGGCCAAUAGUUGUGUUGACUUGGUAUAUCGGCGGUAGUGAUGGGUGAGCGGUCCGCAUCUCGUCAGAAGGAGCUGGCGGUGUUGGGGUUGACUGCGCAUGCAGUAGAUGAGACGUUCAUCAAGUGCCCGAUGUGCCUAGAGCGUUACACGAGGCCCAAGCUGCUCAAGUGUCUCCACACGCUGUGUGAACACUGCAUCACUGUCCACAUACAGCACGCAGCAAGGAACAAACAAGUUAGUCACCGCGAGUUUCCUUGCCCGAAAUGCCACACGAUGACGAAUGUGGUGAAGCCGGAAUUGCCGCUGGACAAGUGGGCUGACACACUUCCGGCCAACACUAUGAUGGAGGCGCUCCUCGAGUCCAUAUCACUCCAGGUUGACGACAAGUUGUGCGGCACGUGUGAGGAGGGCGGGGACAACACCCUGGCCUCGUACUGGUGCCGGGACUGUGCCGAGCCCCUGUGCGACAACUGUCUCAAGUAUCACAGGCUAAUGAAGAUCUCUCGCAGACACAAGAUCGAAGAGAUGGACAUUAUCAAACGACAUCCGAAGCGCAUCCUGUCAGUGCCGCAGCCGUGCCCGGACCACGUUGGUAAGGACAUCGAGCUUUUCUGCGCGGACCACAACACGCUCUGCUGCGUCAUGUGCGUGGCCACAGAACACCGGCGAUGCGAGAAGGUCGCUUCCAUUGAAAAACUUGCGAAGCAGCUUGAGGAGGGCGCCGUAACCGAAGAGCUUGUCGAUAAGCUCAACUCCUACCUGGAUCACCUGAAGACUAUGAAGGCAGACCGUGAAGGAAAUGUUGAUGCACUGAACAAUAAGAAAAACGAGAUUCUAGAACAGAUAGCAAACUACAAGGAAAACGUCACACUUCUAUUGGAAAAACUGGAGACAACGCUUACCGAACAGUUCGAGACAAUCCACUUGAAAGAGACGAGCAAGCUGAAAAAAGAGGUUGAUUGGUGUGAGGCGAUGACGAGCGCGGUGGAGAAUGCGAAAACCGUACUCACGGUCACCAACAGGCACUGUUCGAAUGCCCAGGUGUUCAUCACUGUGCAGCAGUGCAUCGAGCGCUCAAUCAGGUACGAGGAUCAACUGGCUAAGGAACAGUCGGAGAAAUUCGAACUGAUUGAUUUCAGCUUUGAAAUCGACUCUGCGUUUGAGAUGUUUCUGCAGUCGCUAAUCACCGUCGAAACGUUUGGAAACAUCCGCACACAUCGCCGUCGUGCGUGGAUACCGUCGGCCCCAGGACUCAAGCUAUUGCGAGAUCGCUCUGCAGAGAAAGAAGUAGAAUUCAAUUGCAAAACUCCUUCGGAUACGCGCAACUGCUGUUUGUCCUCUGUAUUAUUCCUGUCCGAUAGGAGACUGCUCGUUGCUGAUCAGAAUAACCAGAAGAUUAAACUUUUCAUGGACGAUGGGUCGCUUGUCUACGAACAGACGUUCACUACUUGGCCGCGUGAUUUUACCGAGAUUGGCGAUAACAAGAUUGCUGUAACCCUUCCAAAAGAGCGCAAGGUCGAGAUUUUCUAUCUUGGAGACAAACUUAAGAACUUGGAAACUAUUCGGAUGAUGGACGAAUGUUGGGGGAUCACAUACGCGAAAAACAACUUGAUAGUAGGUGGCAUCGGGCCUGAGAAAGGCAAUCUGAAACUUUUGACUGUUGACGGUGUGGAAAUCGAUACGAUAGAGGACGAUCCGACAGGAAGGAGACUGUUUAUCAAGACAAACUAUGUCACAACCAACGUGUCUGGAAAGGAAGUUUACGUCACUGACAGAACCAAGGACACUGUCGUAGCUCUCGUGCUCAGGAAGAGGUUUGACAAACCAGCCAUUCUGGAAGAUCAGGGUCCAAAACGGAAUUUGAAUGCAAGACCAAAAAUUCGAUCAAGUACAGUUCUCGGACAUGGAAAAGACCAACCCUCUGAUAACAGAGCGAGAAGCGAGUUGUCUAAGACACUUCCAAUUUUCGAGGAUCACAACAAAGGCCAGACAAAACUGAGAGACUCGGUAAGCUCCCCGAUCAACAUGAUGGACAAUGCGUUUGAUGAACGUUUGGAAGACUCCUACGAGCUGCAAUCUAAAGGGACACCGCAGAGGGACAAGAGGAACACUUCCUCCCAGGGUUCCCUGAAGACGUUAGACCUGGAUGGGACGGCGCGGGCCUCUCCAAUAGAACGGGUUGACUCCAGGUCAACCAUCAGCGACCGAGACCAGGACGAUAAAGUUGACUUCGACGUGCUGUACUCGUACUCCAAUGACAUCUUGAAGUCUGCCGGUGGGAUUGCGGUGGAUCACCAGGGUAACAUCUAUGUGACAGGUUACCGUUCCUCAAACGUGCACCAGAUCUCACCAGGGGGUGCCUUGAUUAAGAUCAUCCUGCAGGGACUCAACCAGCCGCUGGCCAUCUGCACGGAGCCGUUCGGAGAGCGGUUUGCCGUCACCGAGACAACGGCCACACGUCAGAACUACGUGCAGAUAUACAGGCUCGUGUAAGCGGACGGGUGCAGGGCGCCAGUGGAUUGCGAUCAUAAUGCUCUUAUAAAUUGUAUAUUGCGUGCUGCAAUUUAUAUACAGUAGAGAACGCUUGCGCUGUGUUACAUCAAAUUGGACAACGGAAAUUAUGACAAAAGUUACGGGCAGAAAACAUUGAAUUGGAAUUGUAAAAAUAAUGUUAUCGUAUUUGCUGUGUUAUACUUGUGAGUUAAUGUCGAGGGAAAGGGUAUUUAAACUGCCUCAUUUACAUUCAUGUUAUUGUAAUAAUGCGUGAACUGUCCUUAACUAUAUUUUAUUUACAAAUAAACUCCUAACUGCAAAAGUGUACAAACUGUUAAUGCGGUCCCAUACCAUGUGAGUUCAUUCUAAUCAUGCGCACAGAGCGCUCCAGGGGGAGUAGGCGAAUGGAAUGAUCCUACUCCAAAAGAGAAUCAAAAUGGCGACUGUAUUACCAGUGUUCAUGACUGCUGUAUUUCAAAAUAGUUAUUUAGUAAAAUGGAAUAGUCGAAUCAAAAAAUAAAUAGUGUUUAAGUA